AUGGACACACUUGCAGUAUUCUGUAUUGUCGCUGUGGCUUUUACAGGUUUAACAAUAGGAUCCGGGGUGUUGCCGGACGGGCCUCUGCCUGCAGCCGUGGGUGGCUCGGUGAGGUUCGAGACCGCGGUGACUCCCACAGCGACACCGUUCUUGGUGGUGACCUGGACGUUUAUCGACGACACGAAGGAAACUCCCAUAAUAACGGCCAUGUCUAAAAACAUAACUAGCCCAGAGUUUGAAGGCAGGAUCACCCUCUUCAUACAGACCGGGUCUCUGGAGCUCAGUAAGCUGACUCGGAGCGAUAGCGGAAAAUACAGAGUUGGCAUUAUAACAGAUGGCGGCAACCAAAUCACAGGAUCCACCACACUACAGACAUUUGUUCCAGUCUCCAAUGUAAUGUUAACGGCCAACGCCACAGACCUUGUGGAGUUCAACAACACCGUCAGUCUGUCCUGCUUUUCCUCGGGAUCGUCCCUCUCCUUCCAGUGGCUGAACGGCAGCGGCCAGAUCUCGGCCGACGACAGAGUUCAAAUCACCGACGGAGGCGCCACGCUCACCAUCAACCCUGUGACGCGCGUCGACCACGGGCUGUUCAGAUGUCGGGUGUCCAAUGCUGUCAGCGAAGGCACCAGCCAUUCGGUGCGUCUUUCCGUCAGCUACGGCCCGGAUGAUACAUAUCUCAAGGUGUCGCCAUCGCAAGACUACAUCGCUGAAGGGUCGAACGUCAUCCUUUCCUGCUCCGCCGCCUCCAGACCGCAGGCCCUUUUUACUUGGUUUGUGGAUGGGAAGGAACUGCCAAGCGUCGGAUCAAUUCUCUCGCUGAUGAACAUUCAGCAGAGUCAGAGUGGAAACUACAGCUGCCGGUCCUUGAACAACAGGACUCUGAGACGUAAAAGAUCUCAGCCUUCGGCGAUAAAAGUGCUAAUUCCAGUCUCCAAUGUAAUGUUAACGGCCAACGCCACAGACCUUGUGGAGUUCAACAACACCGUCAGUCUGUCCUGCUUUUCCUCGGGAUCGUCCCUCUCCUUCCAGUGGCUGAACGGCAGCGGCCAGAUCUCGGCCGACGACAGAGUUCAAAUCACCGACGGAGGCGCCACGCUCACCAUCAACCCUGUGACGCGCGUCGACCACGGGCUGUUCAGAUGUCGGGUGUCCAAUGCUGUCAGCGAAGGCACCAGCCAUUCGGUGCGUCUUUCCGUCAGCUAUGGGCCAGACCCUGUCCAAAUCACGGGACCGAGCCGAAUAAAUGCGAAGCAGACUUUAACAUUAACUUGCUUUGCUGCGUCUUUCCCAUCUGCCGCUUACACAUGGAUGCUACUGAACCACAUAGCAGAGCUACACAAUUCUUCAACGUUCGUCAAAAGCAACAUCGACUUUUCCGAUAGCGGAAGCUACAUCUGUAGAGCAUCAAAUAAUAUAACUGGGAAAAACAUGUCUGCGGUGCACACGCUGACUGUAACAGUUGAAACAGUUGCUACAUGUUCGGCCGGUUGCAUCGCUGGCAUCGUAGUGGCGUGUUUAGUCAUCUGUGCAGCAGCUACCGGUGGAGGAUACUACAUUUAUCAUAAACGGAAACAGUCAAAGAAUGGCCCCAACAGAAACACCUCUAUCAGGACAGGAGGCAAAGGCCAGGACAACACAGCAGAAACAAAACAUCAGGAGCUAAACUAUGCAGAUCUGACAAUUAUCCACACCAACGACAGCGGGACGGUCCAUCAGGAUCUUCAGGAUAACCAGACAGAAUACGCCAAGGUCCGAGUGAACAACGGGCCUCCUUCCUACGACGCCCACAUGGGGCGGAUGAAGAGGCGAGCCCCUCAGCCCCAAGAUGCUCAAGGAGGCCGAGUCUGCGCUGAGGUUCACAGCAACGAGCCGUGGUAUUGUCAAAGUAGAGACCAGUCAGUAGUGGGCCAUGUGGUCACAGUUCCUUAA
This is a messenger RNA of Phycodurus eques (leafy seadragon), 1932 nucleotides long. RefSeq names its product carcinoembryonic antigen-related cell adhesion molecule 1-like. The record is from RefSeq and is a predicted model, not a curated record. Bases 1 to 1932 code for a protein of 643 amino acids. The transcript has 10 exons. NCBI's taxonomy places the organism in Eukaryota, Metazoa, Chordata, Actinopteri, Syngnathiformes, Syngnathidae.